UUGUGGCCUCGUUUAGUCGUUUUCCGACGUGGAACAGUUUUAUUUUUGCCGCAUUAAUGACAGUAGAUAUCGUUUAGAUUUUAAUCACACAAAGGAAUAGAUUUUAAAAUAUUCCAGAAUAACUUUUAAUUGUAGCACGAGUCUUAAACGUUCUGCUGAAGCCAGAUGAUGAGAAAGAACUAAGUGAAAAGGCGUAAUUUUCAUUGCAUUGAAAACAGGCCUAAUUUUCAUUCAUCAAGUAAACGACGCCACUGGAAAAAGGUUUUAGCUGAUCGCAUCGAAAUUGGGUCGCACAAGAAUGGCUGUGAAUGGCGUGAACAAAAUUGAUCUAUUUGAAAAGUCAAUUCUUGAAAGCAUUGACUUCUCUGAUAACCCACUGAAAGUGGAGCAUGGGGUCUCACCCUCUAAUGCUGGAGAGAAUCUUAUCAUGAGACCUCUAAACACUGAAGAUUAUGACAAAGGAUAUUUAGAGCUUCUUACCCACUUGACAGUUGUUGGUGAUAUUUCAAAAGAAAAAUUUAUUGAAAGAUUUGCUGAAAUGAAAUCAUGUAAAGGAAGCUACUAUAUUGUAGUUAUAGAAGAUAUUUCCAAGGGAAGAAUUAUUGGAAGUGGGACUUUAGCAGUUGAAAUGAAAUAUAUUCAUAAAGCUGCUCUGAGGGGUAGAGUUGAAGAUAUUGUAGUGGACAAAAACUACAGAAAGCGUCAUCUUGGCAAAUUAAUCGUAGACACCUUGACAAUUCUCAGUCAGCAGAUUGGCUGUUAUAAAACUAGCCUAGACUGCAAAGAAGCCCUGAUUCCAUUUUAUGGCCAAUUUGGUUUUUCUAGAGAAGAAGACAGAAAUUAUUUAUGUAAACGAUUUUUUAACUGAAAAUUGUAUUGCAAAUCAUUGUCUUUGAUCAUAUUACAUGUUACUCAUGAUAUUUGUUUAUAUGGUAUUUAUAAAAUCAUGUAUUUUCUUUGUAUUUAGACAAGGGUUUUAUGAAAUGAUAGGUCUCGAUGCGGUUAUUGCUUCUAUCCACUAAUGAUUUGGAUUAAAAUUUAUGUAGAUAGUUGCGAAGGUUUAGCGAAAGAACAAGCUAUAAAAAGAUUCAAAGUUUUGUGCUUCACUUUCUCUGUGCAAAUCAGGCAGUGUAUCGUCAAAUUAUUUUUAAUGAGUAAGUUGGAAACCUUUGCCAAAAUUACUCAGAAUAUAAACUAAUGUGUUAACAAUUUUGUUCUUAUCAAUAGAUUUAAAAAGGUUUUGGGAACAUGAAAUCAUUCGUAGAUCGCUAAGUGGGAAACUUGUUUUUGAUAAUAAUAAUAAUACUUAUAGUAUUAUUAUUGCGAUGUGUUUUUUUCAGAAAGGUCCUGUUUACUCAGAUUUGUUAAGCUUUUACUCCAAAAAAAUUAAAAAAUUCGUUGAUAUUUUUAAGCGGGUGGUCAAACGCAUCCAACAUUUCACCCAACAUUUCAUCCAACAUUUCCAUCACCGUUCAUCGUCUCCGCAGCGACAUGUUUGCAGCACUGAUUCACAGAUGAUAAAAAGGCGCGUAAAACAAAAGUGAAUAAUGAUAGCUGAUUUCGAAAACAACACGUUGAAACGUAAAGCUUCCCAUUAGGCCUAUGCCUAAAUCUAGAUCGCCAUCGCUGCUGUGACUCUCCUCGUCAGUGCUACGUUCGUCCUAAUCCGCCACCCUUUCCUCAGCUAUUAAUUGUUAGAUUAUUUCAUUCGGCACUUUGCUUUUGCUUUUCAUUUUUCACUCGAUAACUUUGAAAAAAGUUGCACCCAAAUCAAUCUGGGUCUGGAUUCAUAAAGAAGUUUGAAUCAUGCGCAUGCCUAGAAAAUGAAAUGUUGGGUGAAAUGUUGGAUGGAGUGGUCAAACGCAUCCAACAUUACAUCCAACAUUGAAAAACAAAAUUUGUUUUUGACCGUGAUCAAACUUCAUCCAACAUCGGUUUGCAAAUGUUGGGUGACCCAACAUGGGUGGUCAAACGCAUCCAACAUUUCCUCCAACAUUG
Messenger RNA from Rhopilema esculentum, 1998 nucleotides. RefSeq names its product glucosamine 6-phosphate N-acetyltransferase. Gene Ontology annotation, molecular function: glucosamine 6-phosphate N-acetyltransferase activity. NCBI's taxonomy places the organism in Eukaryota, Metazoa, Cnidaria, Scyphozoa, Rhizostomeae, Rhizostomatidae. The record is from RefSeq and is a predicted model, not a curated record.